Molecule: messenger RNA, 3462 nt
Organism: Penicillium subrubescens
Lineage: Eukaryota; Fungi; Ascomycota; Eurotiomycetes; Eurotiales; Aspergillaceae
Product: tRNA (34-2'-O)-methyltransferase regulator RTT10
Exons: 3
Coding region: 1-3462 (1153 amino acids)
Biological process (GO): tRNA methylation
Cellular component (GO): cytoplasm
Molecular function (GO): protein binding
Source: RefSeq, a predicted model, not a curated record
AUGCCAGUCUCUCUUGAGCAUGUGGAUGCAUGUCUCCCAAUAUCAGCCUUGAAGGUGUUUCAAUGCUACGAGCGUGCUUUCAUUCUUGAAGGGCAGGGGCCAUAUUUUCGAGUGGUCGAUGACCAGAGUGGCAACGUCUCUGCUCAUGUCCAGGCAUUCAAACGCAACCAUGUUCAUGGCUUUAUCAACUUUCCUUGCCCGCAGAAAAGCGAAGAUGACUUAUACUGCAGGAAAAUUAUGGUUUGGGGUGGUAAAUCGCUGAGAGUCAUCAAAAUUUCCAUUGAUCGAAACUAUGGAGUCACAUUAGCAGUGUCCAGUGCUGAAUUCCUCACCCCAGACUGGCUUAUGAGCGGUUGCGCUGCUGUUGCAGGACAGCCCAACACAGCUUUCCUCAUCACUGCAAACAAUGCGCUCCUAAUGGCCAAAGUUGAAGACGGCUACUAUGCGCAGUAUAGCAAGAGAAUCUGCAUUUAUCAGCUCGUAACGAGUGUAAAGUGCAUUUUGUACGCUGCUGACAUCGUGGCUCUUUCGCCUUCUCAUGUCCUGAUUGCUUCGGGAACCGCCUUUGGCGAGAUUGUGGUUUGGUCUUGUUUUAUAAUUGAAAACGAGCCAAGUCAGCUCAAGGCAGUUGGUUCUAUUCAUCACUACUUCACUGGUCACGAUGGGUCUGUAUUUGGAGUGCGAAUCUUUCCAAAUAUCUCAUCUUUGAACGGCGGUCGCUCUGGCAGGUUGCUGGCAAGCUGCAGUGAUGACCGGACUGUGAGAAUCUGGGACAUAACCGAUUGCGAGACAAAAUCUCCCAAGGACCCAUCUGCCUACUCCACAGAUGGCUUUGAGCUCCGAAGCACUGGAUAUGGCAGCGGUCUUGGAACCGAGGCAUGUGUUGCGAAGGCUUUUGGUCAUGCUGCUCGUAUCUGGAAUGUUAUUCCAUGCCCAGCUGAGGAAGAUAAUCCAAACACCCUAGGUCUAGUCUCUCGAGGUGAGGAUCGGACCUGUGUAGUGUGGGAACUCAGCUGGGAGACGCCAUCUUCUGGUACCACAAAGUAUCAGCUUCGGGAGAUGUCCUCAGCUCAACCUCAUUUGGGACGACACAUCUGGGCUUUUGAUCUCUGUGAGCAUGGUGUAGAGACGAUAGUCUAUACUGGCGGUGCUGAUGGGGCUUUGAAAAGUUUCAAAGUCAGGAAACAUGUGUUCUCUCCGUCGCAGUACAAUACUCCGGGCCAAAAUAAUCCUACAAGCCAGAAGAAAAUUUCCGACCCUGAUGCGCCUAGAACAAUCGAUUUCGUCUCUCCGGACUGUCUGAUUGCUUGCUCUCUGCGCAGCGAGCUCCGUCUUGGACACGUGAGCCCAACGGACAACGCGAAAGUUACGUGGGAGACGCUUUGUACUGCAGAAGAUCUCCGGUCAUACUCGCUGAUUACUGGGAUUCCAACUCAGCGACUAGCUUUGAUUGCCAACUCGCAAGGAUUGGUCAGGCUCUACAGUCACAGCACGAGAUCGGUCAUUGAUUUGGUGAAUCUAGGCAAGCGUCCUCGGAGUAUUCUGAUUGCCCACGAACAGGCGCUGUCUGAUCACAUUUCAAUUAUUGUUCACUACUACGCUGGUGAAGAAGCCACUUUGAUGACUGUCACAGGCUGGGAAACCAGUUGCCCACAAGCUGAGGUGCGACCCUUCAGUUUACCGAAAGCGCCAUAUAUCGUGACUGCGGCCGCUUUGUUGUACAAUGGCAAGUAUUUGCUACUUGGGUCCGAGCUUGGAGGUCUGGCAGUGUACCAGACUGCAGGUCUUGGUCUUUCUUCCAAGCCAUUGGUAGACAAAAGGCGAAUCCAUGGCCACGAGGGCACCACCUCUAUUCGGGCUGUGAAGCCAGCCGCCGGAGAGCAGGAAUACAUUUUAACAUGUGGACGUGAUGGCAAUUACUGUUACCAUGAACUACAGGUGAGAGAAAGUGAAAGCGUUACUGUCUCACUCGAAACACUCGAUCAGACCUCUUCGGGUCUCGGCCAAGACCUUUGGGGUGUGUACCUAGAAGAGGUAACUGGUGAUCUCAUGGUAUACGGGUUUCGAUCGCAGAACUUUGUCCUGCGAAACGAGACAAUACAACAAGAUGUCAUCUCCAUCGCCUCAGGCGGCGCUCGCAGGGUCUGGUCAUACCAGCCCGGUACGGAAACCAGCAAGCCCCUGCUGGCUUGGCUCGAGAAACCCAAUCUGCAAGUGAUGCGCAUUCAAACCGACGCCAACCGUUCUAUUCGGGCUGGUGGGCAUGGACGAGAAAUCAGGACUAUGGACGGAAUGAGCGCUGUCCAAGGGAGAGGAUCAUACUUUGCUACUGGAGCAGAGGAUACCAUCGUACGCAUAUUUGCGGCAUCGAGCCAAGCAAAUGAAGGCCCAUGGGGCUCAUUCAAGUGUCUGCGCAUUUUGGACAAGCAUCGGUCAGGGAUUCAACAAGUAAGCUGGUCAAAAGAUGGCCGAUACCUUUUCACCAGUGCUGGACAAGAGGAGGUUUUUGUAUGGGGAAUUACCUGGCUUCCUUCCUGUGACAUCUCCGUGAAAAUGGUAGCCGAUUGUCCGAAGAGUGACCCAGACUCCGAGAUGCGGAUAACAAGUUUCGAUUUGGUCGAAGUGGAAGAAUCUCAUGCUGGAAAGGGGUUCCUUCUCUGCUUGACACUGUCCAACUCAACUAUCAGGAUCUUCCACUUCUCGCCCUCUGAACUAUUCCGAUUUACCCUGUUGGCUCAGGGGACGUACAUGACGAACUGCCUGACCCAAACAAAACUUUGGGUGAAGGAUUCCUCGGUGAAUCUCAUAACAGCCGCAACAGAUGGCUACUUCACCCUCUGGGACUUGACCGACACACUCGAAUCAUUCUAUGACAUCUCGUCAUCUAUUCUCAAAGCGAAACGGUCGUUUGAAGGUUCUUCUAUCAUACCUGAGGAUAUCGCCUGUGAAAGCAGAUAUCGAGUCCACUCCAAUAGCACCAAAGCAAUGGAACUGGUGCCUCUUUCAGAUACGGCCGCCGUCAUUGUGACUGCAAGCGAUGACUGCUCAAUAAACGUGUCACUUUUGAGGACCCGCUCCGCGGAUCCUGAUGCCGAUGAGAUCGGCGUCAACGCGUGUGUGUCGACCGUCUCCAUUCCAGACGCUCAUGCAGCAUCAGUGACAGCCCUGAAAAUUCUUCGCCAAGAGGUUUCAGCCACUGCCUCCGGGCUACCCGUCUCAAGGCUGACCUUUGUGACUUCUGGCAAUGACCAUCGGUUGAAGCUAUGGUCUAUCACAGUGGAUCCCACAAAACAGGGCACAGAAGGAAUGAUUGUGGAAUUUUUGUUGGAUAGAUACAGUGCCGUGGCUGAUAUCGCCUCUCUGGGGUUCCUGCCAGAACUCGAUUCUCAGUCAGGAAAAACACAAGGAAAGCUACUCGUCGGUGGUGCUGGGAUGGAAAUGUUGGAGGCCAGAUUGAUGUGA